AAAACGUAUACAAACAAAGGAAAGAGCGUGUGAGUGAAUAAUGAUACAUGUUAAAGUUUUUUCUGGGUUUGGGGAAUGGUAGAAAGGCAGAGAAGAAAGCCUGUAAAGAGAAUCCAACACCCAAACAUGGCAAAGCUUAAGAAAAGACCAUCUACUUAGAUUCACAAUCUACCUCUCUCUCUCUUCCUCUCUCUCUCGCUCUCUCUCUCUAUUUCUUCUUGUCUCUCUCUCUCUGCAACGCAUUUUUUUCUUUCAUCUUUCCUUCAUCUUCUUACCUCUCCCUCACUUGCAAAUCUCAUUAAACUAGCUUCAUCAACUCACAGUUGCAUGGACGUGCAGUUUUUAGCUUCAAGUUUCAGUUUCUAAGGAGGGUUUUUGGGAUAUUUUCUCUGUAAUUCAUGGAGUGCAAGAGAAACUUCAAAGUAAGGUUUAUGAAUAAACAUAAACCCCAUCUUUUUUAUUAUUUCUCCAUCUUCUCCAUCUCAUUUGCGGCACUAUUCACUACCACAAUCACCUCAGCAACACCCACCACUUCUCCUGCUGAUAUCAAGUGUCAAUCGUCUGUUAAAGCAGAUUUGUCUUUUCAUGAAAUUGAAAAUAAAAGGGAUGAUAAAGAGGUUGCCAUGACUUGGGCAAGGAGAUUUCUGACUGGACCUGGUUCAUCACCACCGCGCUGCAUAUCAAAAUGCGGCAAGUGCACGCCAUGUAAGCCUGUACAUGUGCCGGUGCCACCGGGGACUCCGGUGACGGCUGAAUAUUACCCGGAGGCAUGGCGGUGCAAGUGUGGCAACAAGUUAUACAUGCCAUGAUGGCUAAUCUUUAAAAUAUACAUAUGCUUCAUUAGUGACUACUUAAGAAUUAUUAGGGAGAUAAUAGUUAGUUUUACAAUGAUGAAUAUAUAGAAAUUAUUAGAGGAUUUUAUUUAUGUAAAGAAAAUAUAUCGACACUAACUAAGAUGAGUGAUUAAUGUGAAAAAUCUUGUGUUAUAAAGUUAAUGCAUAAAUUUUUUUUCAAAGUAA
Mangifera indica (mango) is the source of this 1019-nucleotide messenger RNA. Its product is annotated as EPIDERMAL PATTERNING FACTOR-like protein 6. The record is from RefSeq and is a predicted model, not a curated record. The transcript has 3 exons. The coding region runs from base 399 to 809 and encodes 136 amino acids. Gene Ontology annotation, biological process: guard cell differentiation; stomatal complex development. Lineage: Eukaryota; Viridiplantae; Streptophyta; Magnoliopsida; Sapindales; Anacardiaceae.